Molecule: messenger RNA, 4526 nt
Organism: Sus scrofa (pig)
Lineage: Eukaryota; Metazoa; Chordata; Mammalia; Artiodactyla; Suidae
Gene: ANKDD1A
Product: ankyrin repeat and death domain containing 1A
Biological process (GO): protein K6-linked ubiquitination; signal transduction
Cellular component (GO): BRCA1-A complex; BRCA1-BARD1 complex
Molecular function (GO): protein binding; ubiquitin-protein transferase activity
Source: RefSeq, a predicted model, not a curated record
AUCUGUCGGGUCUGCAAUCUACACCACAGCUCACUGCAAUCCCAGGAUCCUUAACCCACUGAAUGAGGUCAGGGAUUGAACCUACACCCUCAUGGAUGCUAGUCAGACUUGUUUCCACUGAUCCGCGACGGGAACCCCCUCCCCAGGUUUUUAAUAGAAUAUUCCUCAUUUGGUUUUUGUCUGUGGUUUCCUCAUAAUUAGAUUGAGGUUAUGUUGUCUCAGCCAAAGAACUGCAGAGGUGAUACUAGAUCCUUCUCAGGGCAUCUCAUCUAGAGACACAGCCUCCAUCUGCCUCUCACUAGUGAUAAUUUUGAUCACCCAGUCAAGGUGCCUGAUUUUUCUACUGAAUAGUUACAUAUUUUUCUCUUGUAACUAAUGAGCAAUCUGGGUGAUAUUUAAAGGCCUUGUACAAAUAUGUUGCACCUCAUCAAAAUUUCCCCUUGAAUCUAGUCUCCAUGAGUGAAUCUUGCCUGAAAAGGUGUUUCCUAUGAUGGUUCAAAAUGAUUUCAGCUGUCAUUUUUGACCUUGGAGCUCUGUCCUGGUUGGGGUCAGCCUGGGCCCUGUCUUAUGCCCGUGGCACCCCUAAUAUAUCUCAGUAGGACCCCAGAGCUUUGCUGAUCGCUCUUUGGAAGCCCCAGGGCCAGGUCAAGCUGCCAAGUCAAGUCAAACUGCUGGGAAGUUGUCAAGUCCCACCAAAACACCUCAGUAGAUCUCAGCUCCCAGCUCCCAAUGUGGGAAAGCACUGCUGUGCUCCCCCGAAGGCCAGCUCCCUCCCUUGUCUGUGAGGAGGAGGAACAUUGGACACAACAGGAAGCACCUGACCCAGGGCUUAUUGACGGUUCUAUGACCUUCAUGUGCCUCCUGAAUUCCUCUGCCACUGGCCUGACGUGUGGCUGCCAUGCCGAGGAGUGGCCUGUGGAAGCUGGGGGACCCCAGGUGAAUCAUUUCACUUUAUCUGUGAGGAGGAACCAAGGAUAACUCCGGCAGAAAGCCUGGUCUCUCCAGCCCUCUCUGUAAGCAUGAGGAGCCACACAUUCCAUCUCUACCUGUGUCCAGAAAGAGCCCUCACCCAGGUCCUUAGCCUGGAGUUCAAGGACCUGCACCGGUAAUUCUACAGAAAGCCUCAGAGCAGCAGGAAGCACAGAGUGGAGGAUCCAGCAGGGAAAGCCUCUUCCUUCACCAGAGGACUUAGCCAACCUCAGGUCAGGCAACACUCUGUAUCCUCCAGUCUCUCCUGGAGGCCCUCUGCCCUUCGACCUGCUAGUGAUGGGUACAGAUUGCUUGUGUGCACACUUGAGAGAAUUAGGUACUUAGCGCCUGCGGUUCUUCACUGGCUCUGGCUCCCCCGCGAGUAGACCACAGGAACUGCAGUCGAGCCAAACCGGCUCCGCCCACUCCCGGCAGAGUUCCGGGAGGAGGAGCAACUUCGACAAACUCCUCCGCCAAUCGCUCUAUAAUGCACUUGUGGGCCUCCUCCGCUGCGGUGUACUCGGCGUAAUCGCAUGCGCUGGGUUUCCCUCAAGUAACUUUCCUUGCUGACGACAGAGUUGCUCUCUAAAGUUGGGGUGUCCCAGUAGACGCUGGCCCGAAAGCCGUUCUCGGGCCUCAUCGGCGGCUGCAGCCCCAUCCGAAAUGCAGCACUGGGUGAGACACCCCGUGCUCUGGAGACCGCAGAGCUCGCCCUUGGAGAAGAACCGCUGGAUUUCACUUUGAACUCUCUCCUGCUUGCGCACCUGGAAAUUCCUGGCAGUGAUCAAACCUGCACCACAGCAGUAACCAGAGCCACAGCAGUGACAAUACAAGAUCCUUAACCCCCUGCACCACAGUGGUUUCCCAGGGAAAGUGUGGAGACAUAGACUGUUUCCAGGCAGCAGUGGAUGCAGGAGGAAGGUGAUAAAGCUGCUCAGGGCCAUGGACAUCAAGGAUGGCAGCUGGGCAGCUGUGCCAGCCUAUGCUCCCUGGGAUCUCUGCUUCCACCUGGGAGCCCAGGGCUUGGAGAGUGACCUACCACCAGCUGUCUGCAGUUUUGACUCCAUCAAGGUCCUGUCCACCUACCAGAUACUCAUGCUGUGGCUCUUGAAUCAGAUCACCUGGGUUAGAACCCUGGCUCCAUCACUUACCCUGCGAGUCUCUCGAGACAAGGCUGGUUCAAUCUGGAUUCAGGCAAUCUGAAGAAGAGCAGAGGCACCUUGGGCCCCUUCCGGUGGACGCGCGGCUCGUGCACCCGCAGAAGCGCACGGGGCUGAGGAGCAGCCGCAUGGAGGAGGAGUUGGCGUGGAAGACCGAUGGCCUGCUUCCUCUGGAGAGGCAGCUCCACGAGGCUGCCCGCCGGAACCACGUCAGGAGGAUCAUGGAGCUGAUCGGGAGGAGAGUCAACCUCAGGGCCAGAAACCAUGUGGGCAGGGUGGCCUUGCACUGGGCUGCGGGCGCAGGGCACGAGCAGGCUGUGCGGCUACUCCUGGAACACGAGGCUGCUGUAGAUGAUGAGGAUGCGUUUGGGAUGAACGCGCUUCUCCUGUCUGCCUGGUUCGGCCACUUGCAGAUCCUCCAGAUCCUGGUCAACUCUGGGGCCAAGAUCCACUGUGAGAACAAGGAUGGCCUGACCUUACUGCACUGUGCAGCUCUGAAAGGCCACGUGCCUGUGCUGGCAUUCAUAAUGGAGGACCUGGAGGACGUGGCCCUGGACCAUGCUGAUAAGCUGGGAAGGACAGCGUUUCACCGGGCUGUGGAGCAUGGGCAGCUGGGUGCUCUGGAUUUCCUCGUGGGCUCUGGCUGUGACCACAGUGUCAAAGACAAGGAGGGGAACACGGCCCUUCACCUGGCUGCCGGCCGGGGCCACCUGGCUGUGCUGCAGCGACUCGUGGACAUAGGGCUGGACCUGGAGGAGCAGAACGUGGAAGGUCUGACUGCUCUGCAUGCAGCUGCUGAAGGGAUCCACCCCGACUGUGUGCAGCUCCUCCUGGGGGCUGGGAGCAGCGUGAACGCCCUCACCCAGAAAAAGCAGAGCUGCCUCCACUACGCAGUCCUAGGUGGCUCCGAGGACAUGGUCCGGGCCCUCAUCCAUGCAGGAGCCAGCACCAGCGUAGCUGAUCAUCAGGGCGCCUCUCCUGUGCACCUCGCUGUGAGGCACAACUUCCCCAUCCUGGUGCAGCUCCUCAUUGAUGCUGGCAGUGACCUGGAUGCCACCGACAAUAGGCAGCAGACGCCCCUUCAUCUUGCGGCCGAGCACGCCAGGCAGGACAUAGCGGAGAUGCUUCUCGUCGCUGGGGUUGACUUAAACCUGAGAGAUAAGCAAGGAAAAACCGCCCUAGCAGUGGCUGCCCGCAGCAACCACAUCAACCUGGUGGACAUGAUCAUAAAAGCUGAUCGCUUCUACAGAUGGGAGAAGGACCAUCUCUCGUACAGGGACCCCUGUGACCCCUCUGGGAAGAGCUUGACCUUUAAGCAGGACCAUCGACAGGAAAUGCAGCAGCUCCGCUCUGUGCUAUGGCGGCUGGCCUCCAGGUACCUGCGGCCUCAUGAGUGGAAGAAGCUGGCGUAUCACUGGGAGUUCACCGAGGCCCAUGUCUAUGCCAUGGAGCAACAGUGGACAGGUACCAAGAGCUACCAGGAACACGGCCACCGGAUGCUGCUUAUCUGGCUGCAUGGCGUGAUCAUGGCUGGUGAAAACUCCAGCAAAGCACUAUUCGAGGGCCUCGUGGCCAUUGGCAGGAGGGACCUGGCUGAAAGCAUCAGGAAGAAAGCCAGCGAUGACCUGAGCGCCCCAAGGAGGUGCACAGCCAUGUAACUGGAGGGGCUGGAUCUUCGGGAGCCACAUGGGACCUCAGAGUAGGGGCCACUGAACAAAGGAGGAUCACCAUUUAAGGGCUUUAAAAAAAAAAUCACUGCAAACAGACCUCCAUCUGCCUCCACUGAAGUUAAGAGUCAUGCAGGACCAUCAGGUGAAUCUUUGAAAUCUUUUUCACAAGGAUUGGCUCAGCGGUCUGUCUCAGGUUUGGCUGGUAAUUUCUUCCCAGGUAUGAUCCUUUGCAGCUGUCAGCACACUUUCAUCUCCAGCAUCUCAUUGGAGCCUCACGGCAGUCCCCUGAGGAGCUGGGCUCAGCGUGGAUAAGCAGCUAAUCAGGUGGUGAGGUCAGGGGUCAAACUCAGUAUUCCUAUCUUCCCAAUCUGAUGAAGGGCUCCAUCCGUCAUUUACAGAAGGGACCACCCUUAAUUUAGUCCCUGGCUCUUAUGAAUGCUGUCCUUACUCCAUAGCUGUUUCUAUUCACAGCUUGUUGGUGCGCUUCAACGGUUCCAAGAGGCAAGCACUCUCAUUUUUUCCCUUUUUUAAAAAACAUAUUUUUUUAAGAUUAAAACUUUUAAUUUUGAGAUCAUUUCAGACUUAACAAAAAAGUUGCAGAAAUAGUACAGAGAGGAGUUCCCGUCAUGGCGCAGCGGUUAACGAAUCCGACUAGGAACCAUGAGGUUUCGGGUUCGGUCCCUGCCCUUGCUCAGUGGGUUAACGAUCCGGCGUUGCUGUGAGCUGU